AUGACCAAAAUUACAGCAGCUAUUGCCCACAGGAAGGGAAAGCUAGAAGGGAUCGUCACCAAAGCCCUGCAAGCGUUUGUGAUCAAUGGCCUGGCUUCCAUCCAUGGCAGUCCUGAAGCUAAGAUGACUCCGACUACCUACAUGGAACUGUAUACCGCUAUUUCGGAAUUGAUCAACCGCGAGGAGUAUACAGAUACUAACACUCGCGGAAAUCUUCUUUACAAGGCCGUAUCCAAUUUCCUCGCCGAGUACCUCCAGUCCGUCGCACAAAAGCUCGAAUCCCAAGACGACAGUGCUCUUCUGAGCGCUUACUUUGCCGAAUGGGAUCGAUACACCGCGAGUGCCACAAAAGUCGACCAUCUACUGCGCCAUCUCAACGAACAUCACAUUCAAGGAAAAGCCGAAAAGGGAAAGAAGGGCAUCUACCCCAUUCGUCUUCUUCACUUUGUCCACUGGCGAUCACAAGUCUGGCAGAAAAUCGCUUCUCGUAUUAAUGGCUGCGCCGAGCAGGCGCUUCGGACCAACACUGAGUAUGCAAACAUAAUCUUCGAUAUGUACAACAAAUGGGCUGAGGCGCAUCCUACUUGCAAGGAUGGUCAUCUGCUCCAGCUUAGCAAGAGCCUCGAGGCACCGUUUGUUGAUGAAGUUAGGGAGCAUGAGAUCAAAGUUGCCAAAAUUGCUUUCGAGAUUGCAAGGGCCAGAGCAGAGCGUGCAGAGAUGAUUGCACAGGAUGCAGGCAAAGAACUACGCAUGUUGGAAGAGGGGCACGACAGCAUGGAGAUUCUACUUCAUGGGGAGCCCAUCGGCGUGAUGUACAAGUCUGAAGAGGAUGUCGACGACAUAAUGCAGUCGCCAAGUUAUGCUACCUUGGGGGGGGAAACGGUUUCCUAUGUUGAUCUUGAUGUGGGACGCUAUUUUGGUCAACUUUCGUAG
Fusarium pseudograminearum CS3096 is the source of this 933-nucleotide messenger RNA. RefSeq lists its product as uncharacterized. Gene Ontology annotation, molecular function: ubiquitin protein ligase binding. Gene Ontology annotation, biological process: ubiquitin-dependent protein catabolic process. Lineage: Eukaryota; Fungi; Ascomycota; Sordariomycetes; Hypocreales; Nectriaceae. The coding region runs from base 1 to 933 and encodes 310 amino acids. The transcript has 2 exons. The record is from RefSeq and is a predicted model, not a curated record.